AGCCGUUUUUGCCAGACGAUUGGUUGAGCUCCCCAGCUGGCCCAGCCGUCAUGGCGCGCAGUCUGGGCGCGUCUGCGCUGCCCGUCUUCCGCCUGCGGGACCUGCCAAUGGCACCAGAGAGGGGCGCGCAGCGCGACGUGUGCUGGCGGCAGUACACGGAGACGGUGCAGCUGCACUUCCGGUUUGCCCCUCCGUGGCGAGUCGUGGGAGGGCGUGCAAGAGGACGAGUUCGAGGUGAAGCAGUUUUCGCAUUUGGCAGCUGCAGAACGUCGCAAGCGUAUCCAUUGCAUUUUCAGCGCUCUCGUAUAGCAUUUGACAGAGACGGCAGCCGCUUGAAAAAGUAGUCUCUGCGACUCUGCGACGUUCGCCAACAGAGCGACGUCGCAGCGCGGGCGCGAACUGGACUGAAGCGGGG
Messenger RNA from Prorocentrum cordatum, 415 nucleotides. Lineage: Eukaryota; Dinophyceae; Prorocentrales; Prorocentraceae. The record is from the annotation of a GenBank genome assembly.